Molecule: messenger RNA, 300 nt
Organism: Parnassius apollo (apollo)
Lineage: Eukaryota; Metazoa; Arthropoda; Insecta; Lepidoptera; Papilionidae
Source: the annotation of a GenBank genome assembly
AUGAUACAAUCACUAUACGACUAUAACACUACUGAACAUGAAAAUAGGAAAAAGCAAGAAAGCGGGUGUGCGGUGCCAGUGUUGGUGGUGAUUGCACAAACUGGGGUGAAGAUAUGCGACCCCGACGACAAGAGUGUGCGCAUGUCGCACGCGCUGCGCCGCAUAUCUUACGCAACUUGUGAUUCGGCCCGUACGCUGUUCGCGUUCGUCGCCCGAGAGCCACGCUCCGACUCCGCCGUCCAGUACUGCCACGCCUUCGAAACCGAUACGCCGGAGCAGGUCAGUAACAGAUAUAUUUAA